Molecule: messenger RNA, 414 nt
Organism: Chaetura pelagica (chimney swift)
Lineage: Eukaryota; Metazoa; Chordata; Aves; Apodiformes; Apodidae
Gene: GCH1
Product: GTP cyclohydrolase 1
Exons: 5
Biological process (GO): tetrahydrofolate biosynthetic process; tetrahydrobiopterin biosynthetic process
Cellular component (GO): cytoplasm
Molecular function (GO): zinc ion binding; GTP binding; GTP cyclohydrolase I activity
Source: RefSeq, a predicted model, not a curated record
UCAGAUGUUCUGAAUGACGCCAUCUUUGAUGAAGAUCAUGAUGAGAUGGUAAUUGUGAAGGACAUAGACAUGUUCUCAUUGUGUGAGCAUCACCUCGUUCCAUUUGUUGGAAAGGUACAUAUUGGUUACCUUCCUAACAAACAAGUACUUGGCCUCAGCAAGCUUGCUAGGAUUGUGGAAAUAUACAGCAGAAGAUUACAAGUCCAGGAGCGCCUGACCAAGCAGAUUGCAAUAGCCAUCACGGAAGCCCUGCAGCCUGCUGGAGUUGGAGUGGUGGUUGAAGCCACGCAUAUGUGCAUGGUAAUGCGUGGGGUACAGAAAAUAACCAGUAAAACAGUAACCAGCACAAUGUUGGGGGUGUUCCGGGAGGAUCCAAAGACCCGUGAAGAAUUCUUGACACUCAUCAGGAGCUGA